AAAACAGCGUCGUCUUCCAAAAUGGCUGCUUACGGUCCGCAAGAUUUCGUGUUUGGUGACUUCAAUUUUGAUGAUUUUAGCGAUUUUUCCGAUCUGUCUGAGGGCGAAUACGACGUUAAUAUAAUGCCUGAUGAUGUGGAUGACAUGGACGAAGAUGAUGGCCGCGAGUUUUGUGUCUGUAAAAGAGUUCCGACGAAGGAAAUGAUCGCGUGCGACGGUGAAAGUUGCAGCGUUGAAUGGUACCAUUAUGAAUGCGUUGGCCUCACCGCGGCAACAAUCCCAAACGGCGAAUGGUUAUGUGACAACUGCAAACCAUGUUCUUCAUCUUCGUCCACUCUAAACAAUUCUGUUGAAGCUUCAUCGUCUACAUCUGAGGCUGUUUCUGCUAAAGCCAAAGGAAAAGGGGGAAAAGCGAAGAGCAAGAGCAAGAAGAAAGAAACCAAAAAGACUGCAACAAAGACACCCGCAGCUACAAAGAGACCCGAGGCCUUGUACACAAGGGAUGAUGCCGUACAGAAUGCAACCUCUUACUUCUCACAGUCUCUUACAUCAAUGCAAAAUCAUCCAAUGUUCAAUCUGGGAAAUUCCACAACUGUGCAAGCACUGCUCCUCAUCACACAGUUGCUGAUGUGCAUCAACGAACAGCAUGUACAGGAAUAUUUUACAUCGGCUGUUUCUGCACUGUGGCUGAUUUUGGAUACAAAGGACGGCAAUCUAUUGAAGGAGGAAGUUUAUAUGAACACUUGGGUUCAGUAUCAUAAGCUAAGGGGAACAUUGUGCACGAAGUGGGAGGAGCUACUCCAGUCGCAAGGAAUAGACUCUAAGGGCAAACAUGUAUACACUGUCUUUCAGUACUUAUUAUUGUCUGUUUUUCAACGUGUCAUAGAGGCUAGAAACAAGAAGGAUGCACCAGAGAUACAUGAACCACUAACUCAAAAUUCACUAGACAAAGAAGAGGAAAAAGUGCUGAGAUACGUCGGAGGCUAUAUUCCAUUCGCCCUCCUGAAAAAGUUCAGAAAACAAAAAAAUCAAACAGCAGAAGUAUUUUGUAAAUUUCUUGCUUCCUGGGAAGUAGCAGGUUCAGGAUAUGCCAAAAACUUUCUAGAGUACACCAGAGAAUGGAUUGAUACACAGAAUCGAGGUGGAUUGUUCAAGAUUUCUGACAAUGUAUAUCUUUAUUUUAGAGCUAUGGAACUUGUCAGUCGAGUUUUCUUAACGCACACAAAUUUAGCUAAACUUCAAGGAGUGGACAUAAAAGCGGUUCUGGGUAACAAAAUAUUUUCAAAUCAUCUAGUUCAAGACUACUGGAGUAAUGUAAUACACGAGAAAUUAAGUGCAGAUUAUUCAAAAAAACUGUUCGAUGUAGUGGUAAAUUUUUACGUAAAAAUAAGAUGCAAGGCAUUUAUAAAGGUGUAUUUAGACCUUAAAAAAAGGAACAGUAAAGCCGUAUCCAAGAAAGCUGAGAAAGCUCUGCGUAAAAAGUUGGAAGCUGAAAAAAAACCUGUGGAUUAAUGCAGUUGUGUGUGAAAAAGUAGCUUCAGUGUUUGAGUAUUUCAAUUAUGAUUACUCACUGUCUAUGAAGUAUCCAUUAAAUACUUUGCUAAAAAAAGAACCUGUAAGCUGAAACCGUUGUUUUGCAGAAAAACACAUACCAAUCAUAAUAGAUGAUUUUAGGCAACUUUGUUUUGGCUUUUAUAAAUAAAUUAUUUUUUUUAUUAAGGGAUGGUACAUAUCACUUUGAAGAAAUAAUUUAUCACCUCGGGGUUUAGCUCUUGCAUUUAGCUGUUUGUAUGAAACACUUCAUUAAGCAUCUUGACCUUUUUAUGUGUACAGUCGACCAUGAACAAAAUAGUUAUGAGAACAUGUAACAAGUCUGGCUUUUUUUAAAUAAUACAAUGAACAUGAAGUUGAGCAUAGAAAGCAAGUAAAGUUGGUUUUGUUUUAAUUUGUACCAUUCAUAUUAGUAAACCAAUUUUUCCCCAAAUUCACGUGUCUUCUUUGGCAAAAACAUAUUAUUGUACCACAGAUGGCACCAAAAGAAAAAAUUGAAACUAGUACAGUCGAACCUCGAUAAUAAGAGCACUGUUAAUACAAGAUUCUGGAUACAACAAGGAAAAUUUUAGGUCCCAAUUCUUUGUUUUUCAUUGUUUUCAUUCCUGAUAAUACAAGGUUCCUGUUAUAAUAAGGGUAAUCUGCCAAGUCCCAAGGACCGCUUAUUAACUACUUUCCACUGUACCAUCCUUGCUUAUUCAUUUUAGUUCAGUGUUUUCAGAAUGACAUGUGCAAUGAACAUUCCAUGUGAGACUUUGUAAAGGAUACAGACUUACAUGUACAUGUACUUCUUAUGACCUUAACAAAAGUACAACUACAAAUUUGAUUCCUAGAUAUGGCACUGAAACUAUUUAAAUAUGUAUUUUUACCAUUUAUAUUAUGCUUGACAUAUGAACUAAAAUUGAUCUGGAACACCAAAAGGAAA
Patiria miniata (bat star) is the source of this 2476-nucleotide messenger RNA. RefSeq lists its product as uncharacterized. Gene Ontology annotation, biological process: regulation of DNA-templated transcription. NCBI's taxonomy places the organism in Eukaryota, Metazoa, Echinodermata, Asteroidea, Valvatida, Asterinidae. The record is from RefSeq and is a predicted model, not a curated record. Bases 22 to 1512 code for a protein of 496 amino acids. Gene Ontology annotation, cellular component: nucleus. The transcript is spliced from 3 exons.